AUGGACCCCCGUCGGCUCACCUGGGCGCUGGUGCUGCUGGGCCCGGCCUUGGCGCUCGCCCUACGCCCUGUCCCCGUCCAGGAAGCGCCCGAGAAGCUCUGCGGCCACCACUUCGUGCGCGCGCUGGUGCGGCUGUGCGGGGGCCCGCGCUGGUCCCCCGAGGAUGGGCGACAUGUGGCUGGCGGCGACCGUGAGCUGCUACAGUGGCUGGAAGGACAACAUCUCCUCCACGGGCUGAUGGCCAGUGGGGACCCCAUGCUGGUACUCGCCCCACAGCCCCUGCCCCAGGCCUCUCGCCAUCACCACCACCGCCGUCGCCGGGCAGCUGCCACCAACCCUGUCCGUCACUGCUGCCUCAGUGGCUGCACCCGGCAAGACCUGCUGACCCUCUGUCCCCACUGA
Molecule: messenger RNA, 402 nt
Organism: Mesoplodon densirostris (Blainville's beaked whale)
Lineage: Eukaryota; Metazoa; Chordata; Mammalia; Artiodactyla; Ziphiidae
Gene: INSL3
Product: insulin like 3
Exons: 2
Coding region: 1-402 (133 amino acids)
Biological process (GO): adenylate cyclase-inhibiting G protein-coupled receptor signaling pathway
Cellular component (GO): extracellular region
Molecular function (GO): G protein-coupled receptor binding; hormone activity
Source: RefSeq, a predicted model, not a curated record